CUCGGCGUCCAACGCCCGCGAGAGAGCAGGACAGCGCGAACAGGAAGGCCGGUGUGCGCAUGCGGUUGCUGCUCUGCCGCUGAGCGAAGGAAGACGACGACCUCAGGCGACUGAGUGACCUGCGCGGCCCGCUCGCUCAGUCAAGGCCAUGGCUGCGCUCAAGGGGGCGCUGCUGCUGGCUGUGCUAGCGUGCCUGGGCUCCGCCAAGCCACCGCCGGGCUACAUCAAGAAGCCUGAAGCUGACGAGCACCCGCCCAAGUACGAGUUCGGGUACGACGUGCGCGACGGCAAGGGCAACCGCCAGGGCCACCUGGAGACGAGGGAGGGCGAGCUGGCGCGCGGCAUGUACUACGUGAACCUGCCGGGCGGCGCCGAGCAGCAGGUGCACUACCUGGCGGACGACUGGGGCUACCACCCGCUCGUGCAGUACAGCACCUCGGGCCCGCACGGCGUCAGUGCGUCGCAGUUCGCCCUGGGCGAGAAGGCCGUCGCCGCGCUGCGCGGCGCAACGUCGAAGGGCCUGAUCACCCCCAUCGACGUGAUGGGCAAGUCAUUGAAGUCGUCGGACGCGGCCGCUAACGCCGUCGUCACCGUCUUCGGCAACAAGGGGUCUGGCUCCGCGCCCCAGGCGCUGGCGCUGGUGGCGGAGGCCGGAGAUGCCUCGCAGGCCCAGGCCCAAGCACAGGUCCAAGCACAGGUCCAAGCACAGGCCCAGGAACAGGCUCAGGCCCAGGCCCAGGCGCAUGCGCAGGCGCAAGCCCAGGCCCAGGCGGCGGAACAGGCUGCUGAAGCGAUCGCAGGCGGCUACCAACAGGCGGCGUCCAAAACGUUCCAGACGACAGUCGUGCAGCCGGUGUCCAACUUGCUAGUGCAGUUGCCGCAGGUCACAUACCAGACAUCAUUCGAUGCAAGCGGGUCCGCUAUCACGUACACCCAAGGUCCACAGCCCCAAACCUCCACUUCGCCGGCGCACAUCCACAGCUCGCAGUCGGGCCACUACCACUUUGUGUCCACCAACGGGGGAGUGCCUGUGGCGCAGCAGGUGCUGGUCGUCAAAGAGCAAGAUUUGAACGCGGCUUCCGAGAACGCCUACGCUCAGAACGACGUCAUCGAGACUUCGACGGCGGCUCCUGUGGCUCCGGCCGCUCCACUGCCUCAAGUGGUACCUGUGGUUCCUGUGGUUCCUGUGGCUCAGACAGCUCCUGCCGCCCCACCCUCAGCAAUAGGCCAAAACGUGCAGGUCUCGUACUCGGAGUCGUCCUCUUCGUCGAGUUCGUACAAUCAAGUCAGCGGGUACGUUUCUUCCACUCCUGCACCGGCCAUAGUCCAGGAACAGAACUACAAUGGAGAUGCGCCGGUUGCGUUGAAUCUAAUUGCGCAACCACCGGUGGUUCAAAAUAACUACGAAGAAGCGGAGAGCAACCAUGCUGAAGCACAGACAAACUAUGACGAAUCACAAACCAAUUACGCCGAAGCACAGAACAACUACGCUGAGGCUCAGAAUAACUACGCGCAGGCUCAGAAGAACUACGCCGAGGCUCAGAACAACUACGCCGAAGCACAGCGAAAUUAUGCGGAAGCACAAAAUAAUUAUGGAAACACAGAGAAAAACGGGGUACUCCACUUAAAGUACGCAUCUAAGAAUAAUAACAACCAAGGGGUUGUACUUACUGAAAGCGGCCAUGCCUCACCGUCAACAGCAACUCAUACAAUAAAACAAGCGGUAACGGUCCGCGUGAAUCCUACAGUGUCUACUCCUAUCGUAACUCAGCAAGUAUCGUACGUGACGGCGACAGGUGGUGGCAGUGAUGCUUACGGCAACACGGCUCCUUCAGGAGCGGGCUACACGGUGUCCGCAAAAGACAACAGUCAAACGUCCAACCAAGUCCAGGAGGAUCAUUUCGUUCAAAUUAGUUCAUACGGAGGGGAAACAAACGCUGCAGCUGAGUUUGGAGCCAAACUGAAGCCCUCUUUCCGAGUUAAAGUUACUUCUACUGCGUCUCCCGUAGCUGUUGCCAGCUCCGUGCAGAAAGAGUACGUGCGUUAUAAUGAGGUUCAGAAUGUGGAGAAGUAUGAAAGUCGUGUAGUGACACAAACACCGUUGCCGCGCUCUUCGUUCCGGCCAAUAGUGGUAGCCGAGCUGGAAACGAGCGAGGAAGUGUCUGUGGUGACGCCGAGCCCCUCUGUGUCCUCCGAUGCCUCUAACCCGGCGGUGGUGUACUCCGGGGCAUCGUACUCUCAAACCAGCAACGCUGCCGUCUCCGUUUCCAAGACUCACGUUGACGGUGGAAGCGAGUCAUCUUACGUAACAACAGUUCGACCCGUUGUCGUGACGCCGGAGCCCGCCUACGCCACAACCCCCGCCGUCACUUCCACCCCGUUCGAAUACACUACGCAGACCCCGGAGGUGGAAAAAGAGGUUCUCAUCACUCCCAGACCCGACCCUCUCCCAGCCGCCUCUGCGCUCGUGUUGUCCGGCGACUCGGGCAAUAAAAUAUCCGCCACUCUUCCACGCGUUAACUCGCCGAACUCCCGAAGGCAGUUCAAGAACAAGGGGCUCAGAACGAACAAGGUGUCUCUCACCCCCGCCCCUCCUACUGCCCUGCCGCCUACAGCCUCCGGCGCCCACGCGGUCGAGAACCCGGUAGGAGAGCGCACGAGAACCAUCGUCGAGAUUCAGAAGGCCAUUCCUUACGAGUUGCCGGUGGAGAACGGGUUCUCUCAGGCCCAAGUGUCCAAGCAGACGCCGGUCUUUGUUCCAGCGCAGGUUCCCGCGGAGCCAGUUCAGGCGAGUGACUCAGGAGCAGGAAGCCAACUCUUCAUUACCGAAUCUCAACAGCCCUCUCAGGAUGCCGCGCAACAAGCCAGCGGGAACCAGCAACGCGGGCCUUCUCAACUUGGAGGAUCGCAGCUGCUGCUUGCCACCCUUCUCGAAGACCAUCGGUCAAGCGGUCAAGCACCGACGUUUGUGAAACCGCAACUGGUUCAGUUCCGGCCGCAGUCUGACACUUUGAACCCAGAGUUCCUGAACCAGAUUCAAAUCGCGAACGCGCAAUCACUUCUUCAAGCGAUUCAGUACGAGACCCUGCGCUCAAAUGUUAAUACAAAGCCUAAAGAACACCCCGCUGCCUCAACGCCUCAGCAAGAAACAAAUUCUCCUAUAGCUCUACCGCUAGUUAGCCAAGCUCCAAGCGAGCAACAAACUCUAACGUACGUAAAUCACAAACCUGCUCAAGCGUCCUCAACAACAAAGCAAACGUAUGAAACGGAAUUGACAGAAAACGAUGAUGACUCCACCAUCUUCGAGAUUGCGAAGAAAAUCAAAGCUGAACAGCAAGCGUCGACAGUGCAGGCACAAGCACCCAUUUUAGAUAGUAAGAAAUCAAAAAUCCAGAGCUUAUUGGAGUUAGAAACGCAGAGAGAGCCUCGAAAGAAAGUGCCGCAGUUCCAAAUAGCAUUGGCCGAAGCGGAUAAAGAUGCGUUCUCCAAAGACCAAAUCGAAAGCAUCCAGAGAGACCUACAGUCGAACUACCAAAAGUACCUGGCUCAAAUCAACCAACAGGUAGCGCAAAGCCAACAGUAUUUCAACUACCUCGCGCAACAACCGUUCAACAUUAACUUCAACGCCGCAUCGCAACAGCCUCAAGUGUUGGGCCUGCAGGAACCCAUAUUCCAGGCGGAACAACACCAACCACAGGCUCAGCCGCAGGCGCAAGUGCAGUCGCAGUCUCAAGCGCACGCGCAAGUUCACGUGCAAGCAGACAUCCCUCAGCAGCAGCCGCAGGAGCAGCUGCACCGGAUUCCGCAGAGCUUCCUGCAGCAGCUGCUGGAGGCCGAGUCGCAGUCCGUGGGCCACGCGGCGGUGCAGCAGCUCAACGCAGAGUCUUCCAAAGAGGAGGCGCCGCAGGACGAGAUGAAGGCUGCUGGCUCUCUGCUGGGGGUGCCUAAGGUGGUGGCGCUGGAGAAGCCAUCGGCGGCGGCGGCAGCUCCGGACAAGGGGCAGUACGCGGCGCUGGAGCAGCCAGUGCGCGUGCAGGUGCCGGUGCCGGUGGCGGUGCCGGUGCCGGUCGAACGAACCAAGUACGUGGAGGUGGAGAAGCCCGUGGAGGCGCACGGCCAGGCGCAGCUCCCGCCGCCUCCGCCGCCCCCGGCGCUGGCCUACAACUUCCCGCACAAGGACAACCUGCACCGCGCGCUGCUCAAGCAGCACGGCGACUCCGCGCCCUACGGGAUCGGCAGGUCACCUAUCUAUCGAAUAACACAAAGUUAUAUUUUAAAAGAAGAAAUUUUUGUAAGUACUCAGAUUUGUUGUUUUAACCCGACAUUUAAAAAAAAUGAACAAUUAAAGCCACCUAAAAAAUUG
Gryllus bimaculatus (two-spotted cricket) is the source of this 4363-nucleotide messenger RNA. NCBI's taxonomy places the organism in Eukaryota, Metazoa, Arthropoda, Insecta, Orthoptera, Gryllidae. The record is from the annotation of a GenBank genome assembly.